UUUUGCAAUGAAUAUACUUAGCACGCAUAUCCUCUAUUAUCAAGAACUAAGUGAUUUUGAUGUUAAAGGUGAUGAUAUACCUGCUGAUCUUGUCGUGAAACCAUACAAGGAGAAGAUUUGUCAUGACUCAAAGUUUUGGGAUAUCAUUCUACAUGAAAAGGUCCCAGUUGUAACAAGUCUUAUAGCAGUCAUGGGUUUGCCUAACUGUGGAAAGACAAAAGUUUUGGAAUCGGUUCUCAAACAAAAAAUAGAAUUAAAGGAUGGGGCAGAAUUAGGGAUUCAUUAUUAUUUAAACAGAAAGAGAGACGAGAAUUGUCUGUCAAUAUAUGAUUUAUGUGCCCUUGGCAGCUCACAGCACAAUAAAUAUGCCUGGUCAUUUGCUACCAAUCGUCAUGGGGCAAUUUAUUCAAUUCUUUGCAGGCUCAUUUGUCUAACCCCAUGUGUAGCAGACAUAGAAUUUGAAGUUACUAAUCAAGCACCAAAAUCUGUCAUGGAUAGGCAUGUUCGAUGGCUAAUGAGGAAAACCAAAAGUUUACUUCAGAAUAUUAAAGAUGAGCCUGGCAAGCUGGCCCUGAUUCAAGAUGGAGUUUCUCUUAUUAACGUAAUUGAUGUUGGUGUCAAUAAAGCUCUUUACGAAUUCUUAUCAAUUAUGUUACUGUCUUGUCACAGACACAUUCGUCUAGCUUUCUUUUCUCUGAAUAGAGAUGCACCUAAUCUUCAAGAAAGACCCGACUUACCUUCUGAUUGUUAUGGGAAGAGAAAAGAUGAUGUAUUAGUUAUGCAGCACAGGUCACGACUUACAUAUCUCCUUCAUUUUGCUACAGUUGGUUACACUCAGCAGCAGUGGCAUGGAGAAGAAGUGCAAAAUGCCACAGUUAUGAUUGCAACAACAACAGAUUCUACAAAUGAUUCUUCAUCAGAUCAAGCCAAGGACAAAAUCAUUCAAGAAGCACAAUCACGGGGUGUAGACCAGUUCUUAAAAAAAUGGUUACAAGUUGAUGUUAAUGCCAGUCACUCUGUAGCAGAAUUCAGAAAAAAGAUAGAAGACCUAGUAGAACAUAAGUACAAGCAGCGUAUGAUGUGGUUCCCUCUCAAAUGGAUAGUCCUGAGGAGUCUAGUGGUAUCGCUUGACAGUAGGGGAAUGAAUGUUAUGAUUCUACCAAGGAGCUUCAUUAUACAUAAAGCAAAAGAGCUUAAGAUGACAGAGAAAGAGGUUGAUGAAUUUUUAAAAGCAUUCACAGAUUUUGGCAGCAUUCUUUACAUGCCUCAGUAUGAUGAUAUUAAAGAUAUUGUCAUUGUCAAUAUUUGGGAGUUCACUCAGUACCUAAACAAACUUUAUUAUCCUCAGGAAGGAGAACCGUAUGCUCCAAAUUUGCUAAAGUACGGAAUCGUAUCAGAAUCAUUUGUAAAAAGAAUCUUUUGCAAGCAUCCUGAGAGUGCUGAAGAUUUUUUGACAAUUCUUACAACAAUUGCAAUGGCCUCUAAAAUCAAAAGUGGUUUGUUUAUUCUCAUCAACAACCAGAAGCAAAAUAAUGAGGUACACUAUUAUUUACUGUUAGCAAGAAUCCAUGCAGAAUAUACACCAUCAGAAGAGGAGAAUGAUUAUGCUUUCAUUGAGAUAAAGAGUGUCAACUUCCCAGCCAAUGUACAAGCUGGCAUUAGCAAUGCCAUUAUGGAUAAUAAUGAUGAUGCUGUUCUUAUUGCCACAGAAUAUAGCAAUGUCUCAUGAUUUUUAUUCCAAUCUGAGAGUGGUCCUCCUAUUACAAUAGAGAUGGUAUAUAAAGGAAGCAAAACAAGGUUAAGAAUAAUGAACAGCUUUAAUGACACAUCUCCAGCAACCAUAGUUGAAGCAUGUUACAAAGUAAUCACUGCUUCGUGUCGAUGUCUUCAAAAAAAAUUAAUACAAUACGAGACCUCAAAUAUAGUUUUGCUGUUCCCUGCUGUAAAUCUCCUGAUGAUAAAUGUCACUAUCUAUUUUAUGAGCAUGACCCUGAAUUCUGUGAUGCCUGUCCUACUGAGAAUAAUUUUAGAUUAUACUGGAGUUUGGCAUCAAAACAGUGUGAAUUGCUAGGGAAAGAUAGUGAAGCAAGAAUGGAUAGAGAUAAUCUACUGAAAUCCCAGGAUAUUUCUAGUCUUAUUACAGAUGAUUAUGAUUUUAAUGCCUUAAGAAGAGCUCUGAACAUUGUGGAUGAUAGCGGUCUAUUGCCUGAAGUGAGUAGUUCAGAGGGCAAAAAGAAGGCCUUGAUGUUGAUGCUGCUGUUGUGGGAAAAACAAACAGACCAGUCUACUAAACAUGCCCUCUUGAAUUUACUGAGGACAGAUGGGUGCUAUAGUAUUGCUAAGAAACUUGAAAUGCUCAUCACCGAACUUAAUUAAAAUUAAUAGAAUUGCACAUACACUCACUAAAUCUAGUUUUUUAAAAAAUUUUUUAGAUCAUUCUUUUAAUGCAUUAUA
This is a messenger RNA of Amphimedon queenslandica, 2454 nucleotides long. RefSeq lists its product as uncharacterized. Bases 8 to 1729 code for a protein of 573 amino acids. NCBI's taxonomy places the organism in Eukaryota, Metazoa, Porifera, Demospongiae, Haplosclerida, Niphatidae. The record is from RefSeq and is a predicted model, not a curated record. The transcript is spliced from 4 exons.